AUGCCAUUUACCCCAUGUGAACUGGUCGUAGGAACGUAUGAUGGGAAGCUCUACGGGUUCCUGUUGUCGAAAGAUGACGAAGAUGAAUAUUCUCUUCAGAGCACGUUUGUUGUUGAUGAUUCUAGUCAGGCUAUCAGGAGUCUUUCAUUUACGACAAAUGGGCUGUUAACUGCAACCUCAAACGACUGUAUGAUCAGGAUCUAUAACCUACGACGACACAAGCAUGUGGCGGUCCUCGACAAGCACACAUCGUCUGUACGGUGUUCUGCUAGCCUUGUGUCUAAGAGCUCAGACGGAAGUGAGGAGUAUGUCAUCACUGGCGGCGAUGAUAAAAUGCUCUUCCUCUGGCGUGUCCGUGAUUGGGAACCUAUGCUGACUCUUCGUAGACACCGCCACCCUAUAUCAUCCGUGGCAGUCCAUCCCAGUAAUUUCUGUGCUAGUUCCCUUGAUAAGGACGGCCUGGUUAUAUGGGAUUUAACGACUGGCAAUUCAACCGCACGGAUUACCACAGACCAUCCAUGUUUUCAUCACGAAUGGAACAAGCAGGACCUUUUGAUUGUUCACCCCAGCGGGAUUCAGGUCCUGACUGUUGGCGAUAGUCCUACGAAGGCGGUGUGGACUAUUCCGGGGAUUGGUCAUAAGGUUUCUUCGGCCACUUUUGGUAUCUGGCCCUACAAGGCCAAGGGAGAUGACUACACCAUUCCGGUCAUCCUUGUGGGGGAUGAGAACGGAAUAUUACGCGUGUUCCAGCGGGAUGGAGACCAGCUUAAUGUGAUAGCAAAGUUUGAAAUAGGCGACGGAGAUCCGGAGUUGGGAAAGGAUUCUCGGAGGCUCAAGUUUAUCAAGGAUUGCAAGGCCUGUCAUUAUGUAAUAGGCUUUAGCAGCGGGGAUCUAGUAUUACUUGAGGCGACAGACCUACAGGAUAUUGAGAUUUGCAAGCGGUUUCAUGUCCCGGGCCGCCCGACAGCAAUGGAACUCUAUAUGGGUCAGUUAGACAAGCAGUAUCUUGCAGAAGAGUCUAGUAAAUAG
Molecule: messenger RNA, 1029 nt
Organism: Giardia duodenalis
Lineage: Eukaryota; Fornicata; Diplomonadida; Hexamitidae
Product: WD40 repeat protein
Exons: 1
Coding region: 1-1029 (342 amino acids)
Molecular function (GO): protein binding
Source: RefSeq, a predicted model, not a curated record